UGAUACUCGUAAUUUACUCAGUUUGGAUUUCCUAAAACUACAUGAGAUAACAGCGUUUAUUUACAAACUUGACAAGACUGUAUGAUUCUGAUUUCAAUGUUAACUUUGAUCUUUAAUAUCAGAUGAGUUUUGUGAUUGAUAAUAAUGAUGACGGCGGUGCCAGGCUGUUGGUAUUCUAAGAUAAAUACAUUCUUCCUGCUUACCUUGUUCUAUGUCAUGCAGAACCCCACUCGUGCCAUAUCAGUGUCGAGAUAUUACCUGUUGUCACGUGACAGGGCUAUAUUACAACACAAUCAACAAAUUGUGUCAAGAAAAGCACGAAUGAUCGGCGAUAUCUCAUAUGAAAACAGUGAACUGUUAAUGCCAUUCUCGGAAAUAGACAAACAUUUUGUUGAACAAGAUUUUAUAAUGUCGCACAGACAUAGCUGCCCAUCUCUUUCUGAUUUUAACACAACAACAAUUAAAGUGUGUCCCUCAUAUAGGGUUCUAGAUGUUGAUGUUAAUAGAGAACCAGUCGCUCUUUAUCAGGUUCUGUGUAGAUGUUUACAUUGCCUAGCACCAUGGGUUCACUACCAUACACCUAGACGAUGCACACCUUUGUUCUAUUUUCUUCAAGUACGGCGUGUCAUUGGAAGGACAAGCUCUGGGAACAUUUUAUAUGCACAGGUAUGGGAACCGGUUUCUUACGCAUGCGCAUGUACCAGUAGAAUACAUGGACGAACACGUUAUGUUUCUCCACCUUAAUAUUUUCUGUUUAAUUAUGUUACUCGUUAUGUUUCUCCACCUUAAUAUUUUCUGUUUAAUUAUGUUACUCGUUAUGUUUCUCCACCUUAAUAUUUUUUCUUUCAUUAUGGUACUCCUUAUGGUUCUCCACCUUAAUAUUUUCUGUUUAAUUAUGUUACUCGUUAUGUUUCUCCACCUUAAUAUUUUCUCUUUAAUUAUGUUACUCGUUAUAAUUCUCCACCUUAAUAUUUUCUAUUUCAUUAUGUUACUCGUUAUGUUUCUCCACCUUAAUAUUUUCUGUUUCAUUAUGUUACUCGUUAUGUUUCUCCACCUUAAUAUUUUCUCUUUAAUUAUGUUUGCUUUCCCAGUGUGAUUUUAAUGAAGUAAUGUAAAAAUGUAACCUUAUUUAUUUAUGCAAGGAUCAAUUGUUAUAUCUCAAAUGUACAAUUCUUGAACUUUGCUCUUGGUUAAACUAAUGUCUUUUGAACAAUACAUAUGUACAUGCAUAAAAGUGGAGAGGUGUGUCAACAGAACAAAACAAAAAAUAUGCUUCAUUCAUUUAGGAAUUUAGCCAAAAUGACCAAAAUUCUUUACCCACAUAUCAACAUUGUGUAUAUAAGGUAAAAAAUACAAUGUUCAGAUAGUUAUAACAAUAAAAUUAUUUAUUUUAUGCUUACCAAUGAGACACCGGGUUUUAUCCUUAUGAAGAAAUCCAUAUCACCCGCGGUAAAACACCCAAAUAUUAUUAGAUUAUUACACAUUUUUGAGUACCAUAAUGAAUUACAAAUUUAGAUUUUCAGUCCAGUGAAAUCAGUAUGAUAACCAACAAUAUAUUAUGAACAAUUCACGCCACCAAUUCUUAAACAGAAAACACUCUGAAUUAAAAAAAAAUCUCAGACAAGAUUGUCUUUGUAUUAGAAUUAGAGUACGAAUAUCUGCACUCUAGAAAUUAUUGGCAAAAUAAAAUAAAACAUUUUUGUUUAUCCUCAAGCCUAAAGUUACUAAGAGUUUUUUUAUACUUGACUUAAAUAUUAUCCGCAUGCGGUUAGUAAUGACUAAAGUUUUAACGCUUUUCACUAUACAUAUUAAUAUUUAUAAAUGUUCUUAUUUUCUAAAAAUAUACGUUCCUGUGAUAGUUUUGUUUUGUAUCCACAUAUACCCAGUACAUGUAGAAUUCAAUAUUAUUCUGAUAUUCCAUUUGUAUUUAGAAGACCUUCAUUUUGUCCAUAAACUGCUUUUUAUUAAUUAAUAUAUACUUCGGAUUGCUGCAUUGACGUGCCAAUUAAUAAGUUAUUUCACAUUAUUUUAUUGAAUUGUUAUAUAGAUGUGCCCAGAAAUUGUUUAUUUAUGUUUUAUCAUUAUAUCUUUAUCAGUCAACAUUUACAAGCUAUUUAUCACAUUGUUACAGAUAUAAAAAUCUAUUUAUUUAUUGUUUACAAAAAAAUGUUAAAUGUUAACAUGUUUAUCAUAUAUAGUUAGCGAAAAUAAAUUUGUUAAUUUAUUUC
Messenger RNA from Ruditapes philippinarum (Manila clam), 2228 nucleotides. RefSeq lists its product as uncharacterized. The record is from RefSeq and is a predicted model, not a curated record. NCBI's taxonomy places the organism in Eukaryota, Metazoa, Mollusca, Bivalvia, Venerida, Veneridae. The transcript has 5 exons. The coding region runs from base 145 to 744 and encodes 199 amino acids.